UCAUACUCGUUGAAGGUACACAAGCAGCCAACAGCAAUCAUCUCGAAUGACAUGGUGUGCUGGAUCGGACUAAUUGAGCCGAACAGAAAAAAAAGUACACGACGGCCUCAUUCUUUACCUGGGGACAAGUUGACAGGUUGAAGAUCAAGAUCAGCCCCGAAGAAGCGAAACAAAACAGCGCGCGAGAGCAUGACAAAAACAAAACGAAUCAUUAAGGGAAAAAAUCGAGCGUCAAGUGAUUUAGUGGCACACAUUAGUGGUUGAUUACCUUUGGCCUGUUCGUUCACCUAUAAGUUGGUGUGAUUUCAGCCAGAAGGAAAUAAGAUCAUAAGAAAAGUGAGCUCAGUUAACGCAAAAGGAAAUAGCUUAGCGGAAAUUAAUAGCCCCUGGUGGCAGUGAAUAUCAUCAACCGUUGUUAUUGCGCCAGAAGAGAAAAAAAAAUAAGCUUCUGAUUGAACUGUCCAAUCGCGCCGCGCCGUUUGAAAUCGCCCCUCAAGGACGUCCAGGAUUGGUUGAUCUAGCUCCGAAAUGUUGCAUUUUGCCAUUGGAUCAGUUCGAUUCGGGCAGCAACAAGUAGCAGUGCUGGUCGUUCAAAAGUGACAAUAUUGCGAGAUUGGAAUACAGCGGAAGGAGAUCAAUGAGCCCUCGACCCCACUUCCCCAUUCCCCGCUCCAGAAUGCUGCUACCCCUUAUAAGUUCCCCCUGGAAGUUGGGACUAGUGAUAUUCCUCCUGGUGGCCAGUUGUACCCAGGCAAACAUAGACCACCCUUCGGCCAAAUAUAGCAAGAAAACGCUUUCUCGACACACACGUGCGCUUGGCUUCUUCCAGAAGGUUGCCACCAUGGGCAGGCUACUCUAUCAGCAGUACAACGACACCACCUGGACCCUGCAGAACGUGUACGACAUCCUGAGCAACGAGUUCACCGACACCUACACCACCACCACCCCCAAUCCACGGCUACCGACGACAACGGUGGAUCCAUCGACGAGCACCACUCCAAAAUACCGAAUUAGUCGUGCGGAACUUGGUCGAAUUCUGAACCGGAACUACCGAGGCCUUCAGAAGCUGUUUCGAUUAGAGUGGAACGAAGCGUGGAAUAACACCAAGUAUAACAUCGAAGCGUACCGGAGAGAGCUGAAAAAUCCGGUCAAUGCAACCACUGCUAAACCUUAAGGCUCAAUCGGAAUAGUUCCAAAACUGUUGGAAUCCAAACAUUUCAAGUACCUCAUAUAUGUAGUAAAACUGUAGAAGCUGUCAAGAGAUAGUUCAGGCUCAAGUGUUCCAUUGGAGAAAACAAAACAUUCGUAGUUAGUAUGAGAAUUUUAAAGGGAUAUCUGUGAUAAUACUUUGAGUAGGUGUACAUUUUUUUAAUCGUAAAAUGUGGUGAGUAUUUUGGUUGAGUUGGGACAAUACUAUCUAUUGUACAUGGUAAAUAUUCACUAAUGCUAGGGAUUUUAAAAACCGAUUUGCUCAAAUUUUAGGUAGAAAGAAGGUGUGUUUCACUUUAACGAUGAGCUCAAUCGAUUAAACUAACGGAUGUCUGUUAGAUUUCUCGGAAACUCAUCGACUAACCUUAAGCAUCCUAGUGCAAACUGCCAUACAACAU
This is a messenger RNA of Uranotaenia lowii, 1607 nucleotides long. RefSeq lists its product as uncharacterized. NCBI's taxonomy places the organism in Eukaryota, Metazoa, Arthropoda, Insecta, Diptera, Culicidae. Bases 638 to 1174 code for a protein of 178 amino acids. The transcript has 5 exons. The record is from RefSeq and is a predicted model, not a curated record.